This is a messenger RNA of Fusarium fujikuroi IMI 58289, 831 nucleotides long. RefSeq names its product probable thioredoxin peroxidase, mitochondrial isoform. The transcript is spliced from 2 exons. NCBI's taxonomy places the organism in Eukaryota, Fungi, Ascomycota, Sordariomycetes, Hypocreales, Nectriaceae. Gene Ontology annotation, biological process: cellular response to oxidative stress; cell redox homeostasis; cellular oxidant detoxification. The coding region runs from base 1 to 831 and encodes 276 amino acids. Gene Ontology annotation, cellular component: mitochondrion; cytosol. Gene Ontology annotation, molecular function: thioredoxin peroxidase activity. The record is from RefSeq and is a predicted model, not a curated record.
AUGGCAUCCUUCAUUCCCCGAAGUAUCCCAAGUAUCAGCGCCCUCCCAAAGAGGGCCAAUUGGGCUCCUGCUACCAUGCCGCCUCUAGCACAGCCCAUGGCGCGUAGAUUCCUUGCGACGACGACUCAAGAACAGCCUCGUCUGCGAUUGGGGUCAACUGGUACUAUGAACGCCUCCCAACUGCGAAAACCAUGCACUGACGCCUUGACAGCCCCCAAUUUCAAGGCGCUUACUACUCACGGCGAGAUUAACUUUCACAAGUACAUCGACAACACCUGGACCAUUCUGUUCUCUCACCCCGCGGACUUCACUCCAGUUUGCACCACUGAGCUCGGUGCCUUCGCAAAGCUGAAGCCAGAGUUUGAUAAGAGAGGAGUCAAGAUGAUUGGGCUGAGCGCCAAUGACCUUGGCUCUCACGACAAGUGGGUAGACGACAUCAACGAAGUCUCAAACACAAACCUCCAGUUCCCCAUCAUUGCCGACGCAGACCGCAAAGUCGCCUUCCUAUACGAUAUGAUCAGCCAACAAGAUCUCGAUAACAUCGCCGAGAAAGGUAUUGCCUUCACCAUCCGCUCAGUCUUUGUCAUCGACCCCUCCAAGAAGAUCCGACUGACGAUGAUGUAUCCUGCUUCAACUGGUCGAAACUCAGCUGAGGUCCUGCGUGUCAUUGAUUCUCUUCAGACUGGUGAUAAGAAAGGUGUUGUUACGCCGAUUGAUUGGCAGGUCGGUGAUGAUGUUAUCGUUCCGCCUUCUGUUUCGACGGAGGAUGCGAGGAAGAAGUUUGGUGAUGUUAGGGAGGUGAAGCCUUACUUGAGAUUUACUAAGGCUUAG